Messenger RNA from Ananas comosus (pineapple), 909 nucleotides. Its product is annotated as peroxidase 24-like. Lineage: Eukaryota; Viridiplantae; Streptophyta; Magnoliopsida; Poales; Bromeliaceae. Gene Ontology annotation, molecular function: peroxidase activity; heme binding. Gene Ontology annotation, cellular component: plasmodesma; plant-type cell wall. Gene Ontology annotation, biological process: response to oxidative stress; hydrogen peroxide catabolic process. The record is from RefSeq and is a predicted model, not a curated record.
AUGAAUGAAACAGAUUUGCAUCAUUUCCAACACUACCAGAAUAGUUGCCCCAGUGCUGAGGCCAUUGUGAAGAACAUCACUUGGUCUCAGGUCUCAUCUAAUCCUGCUUUACCUGCUAAGCUUCUGAGGCUUUUCUUUCAUGAUUGCUUUGUUAAGGGUUGCGACGCGUCGAUAUUGUUGGACAACCCUCAAAGCGAGAAGCAGGCGGGACCGAACCAGUCGCUGGGCGGAUUCGUGCUGAUCGACGCUAUAAAGGCCCAACUAGAGAAGCAGUGCCCCGGAAAGGUGUCGUGCGCCGACAUCAUCGCUCUCGUGACCCGGGACCGCGCCGUCUCUUUUCAAUUUAAAGCAUCGUUGUGGCAAGUUGAGACCGGCCGGAGGGACGGGACGGUCUCGCUCGCGUCGAACGUCAUCCUACCGUCGCCCCUCUCCGGCUUCGACGGCCUCAAACAGAGUUUUGCAAGUAAAGGGCUCAGCGUUUCCGAUCUCGUGGCUUUAUCAGGUGCACACACUAUGGGAAGAGCAAACUGCGCGUUUGUAACCCCGCGGCUCUUCACCUUCAACGGGAACGGCGGCGUCGACCCGCUGCUCGACGCGGCCUACGCAAACUCGCUGAAGAAGACGUGCCCGAGGGCGCCGCCCGCAGCCGCAACCGUGGAGAUGGACCCAGGGGGCUCGCUCAAGUUCGACGCAAGUUACUUCGUCGCGCUGAAGAAGAACCAGGGCCUGUUCCUGUCGGACGCCGCGCUCCUCCAAGACCCUGUGGCCGCGAAGCUCGCGUCGGGCUUUCAGGACCAGAAGACGUUCCUCGCGGCGUUCGUGCAGUCGGUGCGGCGGAUGGGCGCCGUCGGCGCGCUCACGGGGAACGCCGGGCAGAUCAGGAAGCAGUGCCGAGCCGUGAACUCGUAA